CCAGUCGUCAAAUCGUCUUUAAACGUCUCCGAUUCAUUGCGUUAUUAACGUAAACGAGACACGUUGUCGUUUCACGUGCGUCCAGAUGUUCGUCAACCGCAAGAUCGGUUGACCCUUCUUUCUAAUCAGUCUUGUAACAUGGAUCAUCUCAUACGCUCAUCGUUUUGUGUCGGUUUUAACUUAAUUAAUUUACCUGAUUUGUGUUUUUUUGGGUGUAUCACAUCGUCUCUAGUUGUAUAAAUAACACAAAUAAAAUUACUUAGAUUUUUUUUAGAAUUUUUGGUGUUGAUGUUCGGUGUGAAUCCCACAAAUGGCCCAUAUUCACAACAUGUUUGCUUCAAUCUGUGUCCGAAAUGGGGACACACUUAUAAUAAACGACGACUGCUACGAAAUAUUACAAGAAAUCCUGAGGGAGCUUUUAACCGAAGACAGUACUUUAAGGACGUACAGAAGAGCCAUCGGUUUCGGGCAAAACAUCAAAAAGGACCUAAUCCCACUCCUCACGUACUUGAAAGACGAUGCGAAAGAAUCGACGAGAAUUAUCGAUACGAUUAUCAAAAUUUUGGUUAAUCUGACGAUUCCGAUCGAAUAUCUAUUGCCGCUAGAAGCCAUGUCUCAAACGGAUGUCGGGCGACACACCAUUUUUGAGCUCACUAAACUACUGACUAGCAGUAAGGAAGCUUUUACUGAUAGCAGAAGCACAAAACUGAUCAUGGAUCACGUCAAAUUUAUCGUCGAAAGCGACUUGGAGAUGAACUUGGAGUAUUGUGACAGCAUCAAUAAUUGUCUUCUACUUCUGCGGAACAUUCUCCACGUACCCGAAGUGAAAAGCGUCCAAAACAACGCUUUGACGCACUCCAGCAUGCAAAAUCAAAUCAUAUGGAACUUGUUCACACAAAGCAUCGAUAAAGUAAUCAUUUAUCUAAUUUCGUGUCCACAAAAAAUGUACUGGGGGGUGACAAUGGUCCAACUCAUCGCGCUCCUCUACAAGGACCAACACGUGGGGACCCUCCAAAAACUCCUCAACCUGUGGCUGGAAGCCUCCCUCAGCGAGAGCUCCGAAGACAACGAGAGCAACACCUCGCCCCCGGAGCAAGGCAGCGACGACUCCUCCCCCAUCAUCACCUCGGACCCCACCUCCGACUCAAGCGACGGUGGCGGAGGCAAAAGAAACAAAACUCUAAACUCGACCAAUCUGGAACGCAACAAGAAAACCCUGAUGAUGCGCGGCAAGUCCACCGAAACGGAGACGAGCACAAGCAGCGGCGUCUCGACGGCACACACCAGCAUAGACUCGGCCGACAGUCCCAAAAAUGACAAAGCCCCCUUGAAGAACAAAAGGGAAUGUCCCUCAUCGCAAAGCGAAGAUUUUGGGUACGUGACCCAAGUGGAGAACCAGGAGUCCAUCUCCACGUCCAGUAACGAGGAGGACCAACCCCAGCUGAAACCGGUGCACCAGAAGCCCCACACGUUUCAGAAAAGUCGCUACAAUACGGGGAAAAGUCGCGCCGCUACGGCGCUAGACAAGAAGGAGUUGCGCAGGAAGAAGUUGGUCAAGAGGAGUAAAACUAACACGAUCAACAUGAAGGGCCUGUUGCACCACCUGCCCACCGACGAGGACAUUGCGAACAUCCUCAAAGAGUUCACCGUGGAUUUCCUCCUCAAGGGUUACGGUAUCCUGGUGCAAGACCUCCACUCGCAAUUCCUCACAAAUAUCCACCUCCAAAUCGACACUUCUCACUUCUUCUGGCUCGUUACGUACUUCCUCAAAUUCGCUACGCAGUUAGAGUUAGACCUGGAACACGUCAGUCCCGUGUUAUCGCACGAAAUCCUCUCCUAUCUCGUCUUUCAAGGCGUUUGGAUUUACGAAGAGCUGGAAAUGAGCGGGAAAAUCCCCGAUUUUGACCUGAAACCGUGUCUGAGGAGGCUCCACUUGGUGGUGACGGCAAUUCGGGAGUUCCUUCAGGCCGUGGAGACGUACCAGAAAAUGAUUCACUUGAGUGAGGACGACCGGCUUGCGCUCUUGAAGCUCCAAAAUCAGAUCACCGAAAUGGAAGACUUGAGGUCACUGUUUUUGCUGUUGUUGAGACAGUACAAUCCCAACAUUCAAAGCAGACAGUACCUCCAGGAUCUGAUUUUGACAAAUCACAACUAUUUGUUGUUUUUGGAUUCAGCGACCAAAGAGCGACGCUCUUUUAAUAUGAUGGAACACCUCAAACAGUUCGCGACCGUCGAAAUUAUGAGACAGUACGGACUGUUGCUUGAGAGUUUCAAAGAGAACGGCGAAUUUGUCAAUAAUUGCAUUUUUACGAUGAUGCACCACAUCGGGGGCGACCUCGAGCACGUUGCCACGCUUUUCCAGCCGAGCAUCCUCAAAACGUUCUCCCUCAUUUGGGAAACCGACUACGAAAUUUGCGAUGACUGGUCCGAUUUAAUCGAAUACAUAAUCCACAAAUUUAUAAAUUCGCCACGUUCCAACUCUGAUUUAAACUCGUCAGAGACUUGCCACAAACUGGUCGUGGACGAAGCCGAGUGGACCGAAGAAGAGAAAGACAAUUUGCUGGGUUAUUACAACCAGAGUCAGUUUUCCAACGACACGAUCGCAAAUAUAACAAAAAAAUACGAGAAAUGUGGAGUUCGUCAAAAGACACAAUUAUCCAUAAUCCGGCAAUUGUUGGAACAAAACAUAAUCAACGAGAGCCAAUAUAACGACUUCAUCAAAGUGAAACAACAACCCGAUCGGUUGAAAGAAACCAAAAACAUUAUUCCGAACCAAAUGGACUUUGAAGAGACGCCAACUGAUGAAGGAAUUCGAAUUCUGCGCGAAUAUUUGUGCAAAGACAACAAAACAAAAUUCGUCUUGUGGCUCCAAAAGGUCCUAAUCAACACUUGUUACGUCAAGUUGGCUCUAGCAAACCCCGGGGAAUUCAACAACGACAAAGCUUUAGGUCAACCUGUCAUCUACUACUUUGCUCUACUGAAUUUGCCAAUCCCGGUGGUUCCCUGGACCGUCGACCAAACCGCCAUUUUGAAAUACCAGUCGUUUGUGCUACUUUUGCACAAGCUGGGUUUUUACUUACCCAUCGAUACUGGAAAAAUCUUCGUAACAAUCCCCAAUUUUUGGAACGCCGAACAUGUCUUCUCAAUGGCGCAGCAGCUGGGGCCUAUCGAUCCAGCGAAACUCAAUUUCGAUGUUGCGAUUUUUAAAGGGCGCAAUCGGCGCGAAUUGUUCAAACGCGAAAUUACCGAUAUUACGAAUUCCAUCCAGACGGGGAAGUUCUCAAUGAACGACUCGAAACAAACGCCGACGAUGGUCAGAUAUACGCCCUUACCGAAUUCGACUGAAUGGUUUCAAAACGAUAACUUCCAGUCGAGGGUACUUCCAAUCGCUGAUUUCGAAGUACCGAUUAAUAGUGCUCAUCCUCUUUCGAUAACGAUCCCGGGCCUCGAAGAGCUCACUUGUGACUUACCUCCCCCCGAAUUAAGUAUAGUUGACAAUCACGUGAUCAACGCAAACAUGGAAUGUUCCCCAAUUCACAGCGCGUGCGAGACCGCUUCGAUCGCUUCCGACUUGACCCGAAUGUGUGUAAGUGACGAAGAAGAGAAAACAAUUUUAGUUAUCGAACAAAAAUAAUUUUGGUGUGUUUGAGUUGCUUUGAAUGUGUUAAUUUUGGUACAUAAAUAACUGUUAUGUUGACUUUUUAUAUGUGACUAUUUAUUCCUUGUACUAAAUGUAAAUAAAAAUUAUUUUCGGACUAA
Tribolium castaneum (red flour beetle) is the source of this 3759-nucleotide messenger RNA. It is a transcript of the gene tim, whose product is annotated as timeless. The record is from RefSeq and is a predicted model, not a curated record. Bases 311 to 3634 code for a protein of 1107 amino acids. Gene Ontology annotation, biological process: DNA repair; replication fork arrest; entrainment of circadian clock. NCBI's taxonomy places the organism in Eukaryota, Metazoa, Arthropoda, Insecta, Coleoptera, Tenebrionidae. Gene Ontology annotation, cellular component: replication fork protection complex. The transcript has 12 exons. Gene Ontology annotation, molecular function: DNA binding.